GUUAUGAGCAACUUGCCUCAUUGAAAUAAUCCAGUGCUGCUCGAGAUAUUCUUGUAGUUCGUCGCGGGGUGCAACCUCGGUGACUGCGGGUCCGUCGAUAGCGACAGUGCCUCAGUACUCCCCAGUAUACCCGAGUUGAGAGUGGUUUGUUCUCAACUCGAUGGUGUUGCGCUUUCGCGCAUCCUGGGCGACGCGCUCUGGGGUAUAUAGGAAUGUGCUUGUCAGAUUUAUCGGAGCAACGCCCUCCUCGCUUCAUUCUGCAGUUUUCGAGCUCUCCAAUUGUCGUCAGGUUCUGACGCCUCGUCAUACGCACAUCAUGCCGCUUCGUGCUGCUUACAAGCUGAUCUCCGGCCCAACCAGCAAGGCUCAUACUGCUGUACGCGUUGCUCCCGCCUUUAGCGCAGCGACGUCCUUCGCCGGCAAGCUUGCACAAACCGUCACUGCGUCUGAGCCGAAUAUCAACUUGAAGGACUUAUGCGCUACGCUCGACGCGAGCGCCGAACUUCUCGGCCAGAUACAAAUGGCCCGGGAAGCCCAGCCCGAUAUAUGCUCAGCAGGGCAAUUAGACCAGGCUGCCCGGCGCCUUGCUCAAUGCAAGCAGCUCUUGACCGCCCUUUCUAUGGACACCCAGCAUGACCCGUCAAGCUCCUCAAUGUUGCUGCAGCGCGUAGUGGACCUGGGCACUGCCAGAAUUGCCGUUGAUGCGGGCAAGAUCUGGCAGAUGGCCAUCGAGGUGCAAACGACUCUAUUGACUAUUCAGAACGCGAUAUGGGAGAAUGAGCAGCGUGAAGUGCCUCCUAACCCGGCGUGGUGCAUAUAAACAAUCGGCUGAUGGAGUUUUAUCACAUAUUCCCGUGGAUCUUUUAGUGUCUGCCAUGUAUUUCUAC
This is a messenger RNA of Phanerochaete carnosa HHB-10118-sp, 887 nucleotides long. RefSeq lists its product as uncharacterized. The coding region runs from base 317 to 820 and encodes 167 amino acids. Lineage: Eukaryota; Fungi; Basidiomycota; Agaricomycetes; Polyporales; Phanerochaetaceae. The transcript is spliced from 5 exons. The record is from RefSeq and is a predicted model, not a curated record.